AUGGGCAACCCCACUACCCGCGCUCUUCUGACUCCCUCGCCAUCCCCGCCACUUGACGACCGGCUCGCUAAUCUGGCUAUUGGCAUUAAGGAUGAACAGAACCCCGAUGCCCCAUCGCCCAACUCCAUGCUGGUUGAUACACCCGAGGAACACAUCGUCGAACCAAACGGCGUCGAUAAUGACGAUGUCGCAAUCAUCACCCCGGAUGCUGACGAGAAGGAGGCUCCUGUCCUCGCCAAUGACUUCAAAACCAUGAAAGAUCACGUCCUUCCGGCCCUAAUCGACGAACCCCCAAUCCUUGAGGAUCAGGUUCACACAUGGGAGAUCAAGGGUUGGCGCAGCCUAAACAAGAAGGAGCAUGGCCCCGUCUUCCAGGCCGGUGGCUUCCCAUGGCGGAUCCUUCUUUUCCCAUAUGGCAACAAUGUUGAUCAAUGUUCGAUAUACCUGGAACACGGAUUCGAAGCCGACGAGAUGCCCGAGAAAUGGAGCUGCUGCGUCCAGUUUGCGCUAGUGCUAUGGAAUCCCAACGACCCGUCCGUCUUUCACCACCAUUCCGCCCAUCACCGCUUCACUAAGGAGGAGAGCGAUUGGGGGUUUACACGGUUUUUGGAACUCCGGAGGCUGUUCAACCAGCCUUAUGACGGUUCAACCCGUCCUCUGGGCGAAAACGACAGCGUCAACAUCAGCGCCUACGUCAGGAUUGUCGAGGAUGAAACAGGAGUUUUGUGGCACAACUUCAACAACUACGAUUCGAAGCAGGAGACAGGCUAUGUUGGCCUUAAAAACCAGGGCGCCACUUGCUAUUUGAACUCGCUCUUACAGUCGCUCUAUUUCACGAAUGCUUUCCGCAAGAUUAUCUACCAGAUCCCUACCGAGCAAGACGAGAGCAUGAUGAACAGCGCCUAUACUCUACAACGACUCUUUUAUCAGUUGCAAACAUCAAAUAGCGCCGUGGCUACCAGUGAGCUUACCAAGUCUUUUGGAUGGGAAACUCGUCAUAUUUUCGAACAGCAAGACGUCCAGGAACUCUCGCGGAAACUGAUGGAACGCAUGGAGGAGAAGAUGAAGGGCACACCGCACGAGAAAGCCCUGGCACAGAUGUUCAGCGGUAAGAUCAAAACAUUCAUCUCCUGCAUCAACGUUCCGUACGAAUCCAGCCGAGUUGAGGAUUUCUGGGACGUCCAACUCAACGUCAGCGGCAACAAGAAUCUGCUGGAGAGUUUCCAGGACUACAUUCAGGUGGAGAAAUUGGAUGGCGAAAACCAAUACUAUGCUGGCGACGAGUACAAGCUCCAGGAUGCCAACAAGGGCGUCAUUUUCCAGAGCUUUCCCGAUGUCCUGCAUCUGCAGCUGAAACGCUUCGAAUACGACAUCCAGCGCGACACCAUGAUGAAGAUCAAUGCUCGCUACGAGUUUCCCGAGGAGUUCGAUGCCGCCCCCUUCCUCGAGAAAGACGCCGACCGAUCGGAACCUUGGGAAUACGAGCUUCAUGGUGUGCUGGUGCACAGCGGAGACCUUAACACCGGCCACUAUUACGCUUUCUUGAAGCCCGCCAAGGACGGAAAUUGGUACAAGUACGAUGAUGAUAAAGUCACCAAGGCCAGGAAGCUUGAGGUCUUGGAAGACAACUUUGGCGGUCCUUUCCGGCUGCCCAAUGGACAAAUUAGGACUUUGCCGCAAAAGAAGACGCCAAUCAUGCGGCCCAACAGCGCCUACAUGCUCGUGUAUAUCCGCAAGUCCCGCGUCGAUCAAAUCCUUACCCCGGUUACCGAGGAGGACACGCCUCCACAUCUCCGCAACAGGUUCGCAGAGGAGCUGGCUGCUCGCGAAGCUCGACGCAAAGAGAGGGAGGAACAGCACCUUUACAUUGGGGUAAAGGCCGUCACCGAGGCGACGUUCCAGCAACACGGCGGUACCGAUCUGACCUCCUUCGACGCGACUCCUGACCAAGAUCCCGGGGCACCAAUUUAUUACCGUGUUCUUCGCCAGGAUACCUUGGAGCAGUUGGUUGCCAAAAUUGCAGUCGACCUCGGACAAGAUCCUAGACGUGUUCGUUUGUGGAUAAUGGUCAAUCGUCAAAACAAGACGGUUCGCCCGGAUGCUCCGAUUAUGGAUCUUCAGCUUACAGUGGAGGAAACUUAUUCCAAGGCUACUGCGCAGAGGGAUGAGUCCUUGCGCGUGUGGGCUGAAGUGGCUGAGGAGGUCAACGCGGACGGCGAACCCAUCUGGCCAUCGUACCAGGCGCAAGCUAACGGCGCUAUUGUCAAGGACAACAUCUUGUUGUUUUUGAAAUCGUUCGACGUGGAGAGCCAGACGUUGAGGGGAGUCGGGCAUGUCUACAUGAGUGGGGAGAAGAUUCAACUCUUUGAGGAGAUCAAGCCAACCAUGGUAGAGGGACUGCGGGGCAAGGAAACCCUCAAGGCCGAGGAGUUGCAGGACGGAGACAUAAUAUGUUUCCAACGAACCCAUGUGCACAAGUCAAGACUUGGUCUUGGCGAGAGCAAGCCUUCUGAAGACGCCAAAUCCUCGGACAAGAUCACGGAUGCCAGGGAAUAUUACGAUUUCUUGUUCCAUCGGAAGGUCGUUAGGUUUUGCCCCCACCCCCAAAAGGCUGAUGUCCAGCAGUACCCUCAGUUUGAGCUUGUCUUGAGUUCCAAGAUGAGCUAUGACAAAAUGUCGGAGAAGGUCGGAGAGCACAUAGGUGUUGAUCCUACUCAUAUCCGAUUCUAUACCAUCAACGGCGCCAAUGGUAAUCCCAGGACGGCUGUGAAGAGGUUAUCCAACCAAACGGUAGAGAGGAUCCUUACCCCGCCGGGAUACGGGCAGAUGAAUCUCAAUCAACUGUCAGACGCACUUUACUAUGAAGUCCUUGACAUUAGUCUUGCUGAGCUAGACACCAAGAAGAGCAUCAAGGUCACUUGGCUCAGUGAGGGCAUCACAAAAGAGGAUCAAUACGAUCUUCUUGUAACCAAGAGUGGUGUGGUUGAGGACCUCAUCGAGGCGUUGGUCAAGAAGGCCAAGAUUCCCAGUGAAGAGGAGGCCGGCCAAAUCCGAGUAUUCGAGGUCAGCAACAACAAGUGGUACAGGGAUCUCGACAGGACUUACCCUGUCAUCUCGAUUAACGAAUACACCACCGUUGUGGCCGAACGGAAACCCGAGGAAGAGAUUGGUGUUACUGAUCCUAACCAGUACAUAACUGUCUUCCACUUCCAAAAUGAACCAAGCAGGGCUCACGGAAUGUCGUUCAGAUUCUUGAUCAAAGAGGGCGAGCGGUUUUCGGAGACUAAGAAGCGGCUUGAAAAGAGAUUGGGAAUCAAGGGCAAGAGCUUCGAGAAGAUCAAGUUCGCUGUGGUCAGACGGGCACAGUUCUCAAGACCAAUCUAUCUCCAAGACGAUGACGUCCUGUACGAUACGGCCGAGCGAGAAGACUACCUUGGCUUGGAUCAUGUUGAUCGGUCAAGGUCUGCGCGAAAUGGCGGUGGUGACUUGUUCCUUAAGGGAUAA
Messenger RNA from Sordaria macrospora k-hell, 3504 nucleotides. The record is from RefSeq and is a predicted model, not a curated record. Lineage: Eukaryota; Fungi; Ascomycota; Sordariomycetes; Sordariales; Sordariaceae.